AUGACGGCCCGGGCAAUCUUUCCGACAUUCUACGACAAGGAAACGAAGAUAUGGAGCGGAGCGCCCAGGUCCGCGCUGUACGACUACAACUGCUCCAUUGGCCAGGUGGCACACAACACCCUGAAGUGCUGGCCCACAAACGUCCUUCAGAUCACCGCCGACGACGACACAGUCCUCACCAACGCCGAUGUGCUCUCCCUGGCCACCCGCAUCGCCCUCUACUUCAAGGCCGAGGGCCUGACCCACGAGGAUAGGGUCGGGAUCAUCGGCAAGGGCAGCACCUACGUCAUGCCCGUGGCCACCGCCUGCUUCUUCAACACGACACCCUUCCAUGCCGUCAACAGCAGCAGGGAGCCGCAGGUUGUCGCCAGACUCUACUCCGUCACGAAGCCCAAGAUCAUGUUCUGCGACGCCGAAGACUACGAGACCAUUAAGGAAAUCACCAAGGAGUGGACGCCAAAGAUCAUCACCCUGACGGGUCGCGUGGAGGGUGUGCCCAGUGUGGAGGAUCUGAUAAAGCCCCAUCCCUCCGAGGCAGUCUACAGACCCACGCCCCUGGCUGUUGGCGGCGAUCAAACGGCGGCGGUGCUGUGCUCCUCAGGCACCGCAGGCCUCCCCAAGGCAGUGGCGCUCUCCCAUCGUCACCUCUGCAGCACCAACUCUUUCUGCUUCAGCGUGGACGUGGUGUACACCAGCGCCGCCAUUGAUUGGAUGACUGGAUUCACGAUCAUGGUAAUAAGUCUCACCUGCGGAUUCACCCGCAUCGUUUCGAGCAAACCUUUCAGCGCCGAGCAUGCCGUGGCUUUCGUGCACAAGUACAAGGUCACCGGCCUCGCCAUGGCGCCCUGGCAGGCCUACGAGCUGUACUCCAGUCCCCUGGCCAAGACGGAGACUCUGCAGAGCCUGAGAUUCUCCUUGGUGAUCGGCGGCUGGGUAUCGCUGGCCGUGCUGCGCAAAUGCCAGGCCCUGUUGCCCAAGUGCUACGUCAUGUUCUCCUACGGCACCACCGAGACGGGCAUCGUGACGAUAAACAUCGACCAGAGUCUGGAGAACUCCGUGGGCCGCGUGGCGCCUGGCAUGCGGGUCAAGAUCCUCGACGAGAACCGCCAGCAGCUGGGUACCAACGGGGUGGGAGAGGUGCUCAUUGACAUCGGACUCAGGUGGACGGGGUACGUGGACAACGCGGAGGACACAGCCGCCACCCUGCAGGACGGUUGGAUCAAUCUCGGGGACCUGGGCUACUUCGACGAGGACAACAACCUGUAUCUGGUGGACCGCAAGAAGGACCUGCUGAAGUACAAGUCCAAGCACUACUGGCCCAACGAGAUCGAGCACGUAAUCGCCGAGCUGCCGGAGAUCGAUGACGUAUGUGUGGUGGGCGUGCGGGACGAGCGCUACGGCGAUGCGGCCGGAGCUUUGGUCAUCCGGAAGAAGGGCGUCGAGAUCGCGGCCCAGAAGAUCAUCGAUCAUGUGGCCCAGCGGGUGGUCGUAGACUACAAACAGCUGAAUGCCGGCGUUGUCUUCGUCGACCACAUCCCGACGAACAUCAAUGGCAAGGUCAUGAGGAGUGCGGCCCGCGAUAUCUUCGAUGAGCGCUCCAAAUGAUGGCAUCCGUGUUCAACAAUAGGGAAGGGAAUAUUACAUACUUUUAGCAUACAAAUUAUUAAAAGAAACACAGCCUUUUUGUUCAAAUGAAUAAAACCUAAAUCGUCUUAAGUCCA
This is a messenger RNA of Drosophila persimilis, 1721 nucleotides long. Its product is annotated as luciferin 4-monooxygenase. The coding region runs from base 1 to 1605 and encodes 534 amino acids. The record is from RefSeq and is a predicted model, not a curated record. Gene Ontology annotation, biological process: fatty-acyl-CoA biosynthetic process; long-chain fatty acid metabolic process. The transcript has 4 exons. NCBI's taxonomy places the organism in Eukaryota, Metazoa, Arthropoda, Insecta, Diptera, Drosophilidae. Gene Ontology annotation, molecular function: long-chain fatty acid-CoA ligase activity.